UCUCGUAUACCGAAAGCUUCUUGCGCACGCAAUGGAGCGAGCCGAGGAGCUGGGUUUGAGCGUUGAAGAAGAAGAAACAAACACUUUUGGUGGGAGAGGGUGAUUUCUCCUUCUCCCUUUGCUUGGCUGAAUCCUUUGGAUCUGCUUUCAACAUCGUUGCUUCUUCCCUCGACACUAACGAUUAAGCUGUGAGGAAGUACAAGAGAGCCAUGUCAAAUUUACUUGCCUUAACAAAGCUAGGAGCAAUGGUGUUGCACGGAGUUGAUGCAACCCAAAUGAAAUUUCAUCCAUACUUGGAAAUGAGGAAAUUUGAUAGAAUUAUAUUCAAUUUCUCUCAUGCUGGCUUUCAUGGCAAAGAAGACAUCGUCUCCCUGAUUCAGAAACACCGGAACCUUGUACGUGGGUUCUUCGAGGAUGCAAGGAGCAUGCUGAGACCCAAUGGUGAAAUCCAUAUAAAUCACGCCACGCCACCAUUCACUGAUUGGAACAUUGGGAAACUCGGCGAUCAAAGUUCUCUGAGGCUGAUAGAGUGUGUUGAUUUCAAGCAAGAAGAUUACCCCGGUUAUCACAACAAGCGAGGUAAUGGAUUCAGAUGUGAUGAGCCUUUUCCGCUUGGUAAGUGCAGCACCUUCAAGUUUUCAAUACUAAUGAAUGGGAAACCCAACGCCAUGAAUCAUCAAAGAGAUCACAGUAAUCAUUACCCUAUGACUAUGGGAAGCCGCAUUCCAAUUUUGGGAGGAGGCUACUCAAACACUGGAAUGGAGCUACUGGGGAGAGCAAAUUUCUGAUUAUGUCCAUGAAAUCAUCAGUGAUUUGCAGAGAUCUUCAUGGCUUGAAUUGGGUAAUGUUAGGAAUAUGAAUAUGAUAGAUAGCCUUAGCGUUGUCAAAUGGUUCUGGCGCUGGAAAUGAUCAAUCCUCUCAGUCUCAGAUGAUUGUUGCUAAACUUUUGUGGCUUCUAGUGGCCAUUUUGCUGUAUCUUUUGUGGUCCCCUAGCUACUAGCUGCCCUUUGUGAAGCUUUU
This is a messenger RNA of Prosopis cineraria, 1020 nucleotides long. Its product is annotated as heavy metal-associated isoprenylated plant protein 41-like. Lineage: Eukaryota; Viridiplantae; Streptophyta; Magnoliopsida; Fabales; Fabaceae. Gene Ontology annotation, cellular component: cytoplasm. The transcript is spliced from 3 exons. Bases 210 to 788 code for a protein of 192 amino acids. The record is from RefSeq and is a predicted model, not a curated record. Gene Ontology annotation, molecular function: rRNA (uridine-N3-)-methyltransferase activity. Gene Ontology annotation, biological process: rRNA base methylation.